AUGGUGUUGGUGUCGAUGGUGAUGCUGGUGUUGACGUACGUUGACGUUGGUGUUGGUGUUGUUUGCAGUGCGACGGUGCGCGUGACGGUGGAGGAUGUGAACGAGUAUGAGCCGUACUUCCUAGAGACGUCCUAUACGAUCGUCGUAGACGAGGGGCGGCUCUACGACCGGAUCGUGCAGGUUCAGGCUAGGACGAUGAGCUGGCUGACCCCGGACUGUAUUGGUGACAUCUGCAAAACGAGCUGGAAAAUCCUGCUGUGCCGUUACGUGAAGAACACCGAGCCGCUUGACUGGGGCAAGAGCAAGAACUACAUCCUGAGCGUGGUCGCAUACGACUGUGGUCUGAAGGCCUCCAAAGCCGUGCUCGUCAACAUCGGAGUAAACAGAAUCUGCUCACCACAGUGGCAAGGCAUCAAGGAGCAGGUUGACUACAUCCCGGACUUCACCCCGCAGCCUAUCUUCGCUGCGGCUAGCCUCGACCUCUGUGGAGCACGCUGCGAUGCCGGCACCCCCUCGGCAAACAUCAAGCUCUCCACGGAGCACAUCGGCAAAGGAUGCGACCGCGACACCUACUCCAGCAAGUCCCAGCGCAAACUCUGCGGUGCAUCUGAAGACGUGUUUGAGUUUUUGCCCAGUCAGGGAGCAACAUGGACUGAUGCCCUGCACAAGGAUGAAGGACAGGAGUCUGACCAGGUGUUCAAGUUUGAUGGCGAAUCGGGAGCGGUGCUGCCACCUGAGGUGAUGCAGGAUGGACUGACAGAGACGUUCUCACUGGCACUGUGGAUGAAGCAUGAGGAGAAUGUGACAUUGGACAAACACGCCAAGGAGCACAUAGUGUGCAACGCCGACGACCACAAGAUGAAUCGUCACCACUUCUCGCUGUUCGUGCGGAACUGUCGGCUGAUCUUGCUGCUGCGGCGUGAGUACAGUGAAGCGAAUCUCAGCACGUUCGCUCCGGCAGAGUGGCGCUGGAAGCUCCCGGAGGUCUGCGACGGCGAGUGGCAUCACUACGUGCUCAACGCACAGCUUCCCAAGUUGACACUGUUCAUCGAUGGAGCGCUGAGAAAGGACACGAAGCACAACCCGGAGAUCAUCGAUGAUUGGCCGCUGCAUCCAGUCCGGGGCGUUCAGCGUAAACUCACUGUCGGUGCCUGCUGGAGAGGUGUUGACAAGGUCUACAACUAUGAGGAUGUGUUGCGUCAGGUCAACUACUACAACAACCGACCUGCGUUCUACCUCAGCCGCACCUUCAAACUCAAGUGCAGCGAGCUGAACGGUCGAUUCAACAGCAACGAGUUCAGAAUGGAGCUGAGUGUCAUCCACUCUCAUCCGAAGCCACCUGAGCGUGCCUACCACGCGGCGCAGCAGCAUAUGCAUGUCAACAUUCCUCGAUUCCACGAGAACUCGCUGCACGAACUGCGAGGCAAGGAUUCCCUGCACCACAGCAGUAGCACAGUCGCGGUACGCGGUGACCGUCAUCGUCCUCACUCGCGUCUGGCUUCCUCGUCUUUCAUGGGUCAGGUUGUCGGGGGUAUUGGGGGCUCACCAUCACUGUCACACCCCGAUGCACGGUAUGUCACCAUCACCGUCAACCACGCUGACAGGUAG
Messenger RNA from Priapulus caudatus, 1608 nucleotides. RefSeq names its product calsyntenin-1-like. The record is from RefSeq and is a predicted model, not a curated record. Gene Ontology annotation, cellular component: cell surface; postsynaptic membrane. Gene Ontology annotation, molecular function: X11-like protein binding; amyloid-beta binding; kinesin binding. Gene Ontology annotation, biological process: positive regulation of synapse assembly; positive regulation of synaptic transmission. Bases 1 to 1608 code for a protein of 535 amino acids. Lineage: Eukaryota; Metazoa; Priapulida; Priapulimorpha; Priapulimorphida; Priapulidae. The transcript is spliced from 12 exons.